Molecule: messenger RNA, 1294 nt
Organism: Arabidopsis arenosa
Lineage: Eukaryota; Viridiplantae; Streptophyta; Magnoliopsida; Brassicales; Brassicaceae
Source: the annotation of a GenBank genome assembly
ACGCUAUGGUGAGGUAUCCAUUAUGUCCAAUUCUUUUUCAUGUCUCAGCGACAAAGGAGAAAAAGGAGAGGAGAUGGAGUCCCAUGAGGUAGAUACUAAUGGCUUGGAAAUGGUAGAGUUACCUGAAGUAGAAACAGCUGUUGUGGAGCAGAGUGAAGGAAAUGAGGCAGUAAAGAUGACAGAACAGAUCACCCAAACAAAAGAAUUGGGAAGGCAAGGUGAAAGACAGGAAGUGGGAGUGACCUUGAGAGAAUCUUUACCUAGAGCUUCUAAAGAUGGUCACAAGUUCCUUUCGACAAGUACGACGCAGAACACUCGGAUCCCAAAUCCAAUACUAGAAGGUGAUGAUCAUUCUCUAUUCGAUCUUUCUCCAUUUAUUCCACCAGGGAUGAGGGAUUUUCAGGAUUUGGUGAGACAUUGUGAACUCACUGAUCUUAGCUAUCAAGGCCAGAGAUUCACAUGGUGUAACAAGAGAAAGGAGGGAAUAAUUUGUAAGAAACUAGACAGAGUUUUAGUAAGCAAGGAAUGGAUCCAGCAGUAUGGUCAAUCAUAUUCAGUGUUUGAGCCAGGGGGCUGCUCUGAUCACAUGAGAUGCAGAAUUCAUAUCACAGAGGCGAUACAAAGGGUCAAGCGACCUUUUAAAUUUGUUAAUGCGAUUACGAAUUAUGCAGGCUACCACAAAGAGCUUGAAGAGCAAUGGAGACUCUCCUCUCCACUGUUCCAUUCAACCUCUGCAAUUCACAGGCUGUCAAAGAAGCUGAAAGCGCUGAAACCGCACCUGCGGAAGAUGGGAAAACAGAUGGUAGGUACCAUAUCAAUCCGCACUAAGGAAGCCUAUAAGACACUAUGUGACUUACAGGAAGCGACAAUGGCCAAUCCAUCUACACAGGCAGUCAUUGAGGAGGCUGAUGCGUAUGAAAAAUGGAAGAGGCUAUCGGACAUCGAGGAAACUUAUUUGAAGCAGAAAGCAAAACUUCACUGGAUGAAAACUGGGGACCAGAAUAAUAAAACAUUCUAUGCAGCUGCAAAACUAAGAGAAAUCAGAAAUAACAUAAAGGAAAUUCAGUGUGAGGAUGGUACAAUUGCAGAGAACCAAGAAAGCAUCAAAACUGAAGCUGAGCGAUAUUUUAAGGAUUUCUUGUCUAUGAAACCAGCGGACUAUGUAGAAUGGUCAAAGGAGGAGCUUGAAAGCAUUCUGAACUUUAAAUGUGAUGCAAAUGAUAAGUUAAUGCUGACAAAUGAGGUCUCGGAGGAGGAGUUCACUCCGGUUUAAAAAUAAGUCUGGAGAAGUCUA